Molecule: messenger RNA, 2523 nt
Organism: Aspergillus clavatus NRRL 1
Lineage: Eukaryota; Fungi; Ascomycota; Eurotiomycetes; Eurotiales; Aspergillaceae
Product: DUF1212 domain protein
Exons: 4
Coding region: 1-2523 (840 amino acids)
Biological process (GO): transmembrane transport
Molecular function (GO): transmembrane transporter activity
Source: RefSeq, a predicted model, not a curated record
AUGGCCGACUCCAGGCGCGAGAGCCAAACUUCCCUCAUCACCUACCGAAGUUAUCCGAAUCCAGAGCAAACUGAAAGCGCCGACAGCCAGGACAUCACCGAGCGUCCAGCAUCACCGACUUCUCCGCCAGGUACUCCGCCAGGAAGUCCUCGGUCAUCUGGCGGACAGGACGGCGAUGGGAGGGGCCAGCCCCUGGCAGAGACAUUCCCGGCGAACGAUAUAACGUCGCCGAGGACACAGCGGGUCCGGUUUCGAUCCGCCGUCAGCGUCGAUUAUGGCAAGCGCACGCCCCCGUCCGGAACUAGCGACGAUGAAAGUGCUAUUCGUAAGGAAGAGGAAAAGGAGCGGGACGCCGCGCAGCGCGAGGGGCAGCCCCAUCUCAUCUCGACACCAUACCUUCAUGGGUCGUUAGACAUCACUGAGACGCCUCUCCACGAGCGGACUGAUACAGGGAAGGACCUGAAGCAAGCAGAAAAGACUCCGGUGGCAGAUAAGCCGGUCCGCACCCGGGCAGCGGAAGCAGUCAGCGACGUUGGCCGCUCGUCCAAAGACAAAUUCCGCUCGCUGCAGCAGACUGUGCAUGAUAAGGUGGCGCGGCUGGCAGAUCGGCUGGGACGGCCCGAACCAGGUGGGGAUGACCUACAUCCCGCCGUCUACCAUCCGGAAUGGGCAUCCGGUGGGGACGCUCCGUUGGGGGAUCUUACUGACGACAAGUACAAGACACACGAGCAGAAGAAGGCCGACCAGGCCACAUCCACAGGGGAGGCGCACCGGCUGGUGCGGGAGCUAACGCAGGAUCAAUCCGGCCACUGGCGCAAGGUGCGCGGCAAGCCGUAUCCGCAGACCGGGAGUGAGCAGGUGGGACAGGGCAGGGCUGCGGUAUCGGUCCGGCGGUGGCGGCGUCCUGUCGCAGCUGAUGAAGCUACAUGGGAGCCAGCAGCAACAGCAACAACAAAAAAAGGUGGGCAACGGUCGCCCAGCGUGGCCUCGGAGGCGGGGACGUCUGGCGCCGCGACACCGAGGAAGGAGAAGCUAAAAUGGUAUAAGAAACAGCAGAAUCGGUCGACGUCGACUCUAGUCAGCAUCUCGGGCGGCGGCCUGAGUGGUGCCAGUACGCCGGUGUCGAGCGAAGUCUUUUCGGCCGCGUCGAAGCGUCGUGGCCAGCAGCAGCCUGGGCAGAGGGGGAUGCGGUUGGAGGACGAGAUUCAGGUGACGGUGCAGAUUGCGGAGAUCAUCGCCCGGCAGCGAUACAUCAUGCAGCUGUGUAAAUCGCUCAUGUCCUUUGGCGCCCCGACGCACCGGCUGGAGGAGUACAUGCAGAUGACAGCGCGGGUGCUGGAAGUGGACAGCCAAUUCCUCUAUUUCCCCGGAUGCAUGGUCAUGUCCUUUGACGAUCCGACGACCCGAACCACGGAGGUGAAGCUGGUCCGUGUAGCCCAAGGGAUCAGCCUGGGAAAGCUGGCGCACACCCAUCGGAUCUAUAAGAACGUGGUGCACGAUGUGAUGGGUGUCGAGGAAGCCAUCCAGGAGCUGGACGACAUCAUGAAGAUGAAGCCGCGGUACAACAAGUGGAUCGUCGUGGUGGCCUAUGGGAUGGCCUCGGCGACGGUGGGCCCCUUCGCGUUCAGCGCGCGGCCCAUCGACAUGCCGAUUAUCUUCGUCAAUGGCUGUCUGCUGGGGAUCAUGCAACACGUCCUGGCGCCGCGCUCCGCACUGUACUCGAAUGUCUUAGAGGUCACGGCGGCGGUGCUGACGUCCUUUCUGGCGCGCGCCUUCGGCAGCAUCCCCGGGGUUGUUGUCAACGGCAGUCGACAGUAUCUGUUUUGCUUUUCCGCCAUCGCGCAGUCCUCGAUUGCGCUCAUCCUGCCCGGGUUCCUGGUGCUCUGCAGCAGUCUCGAGCUGCAAUCGCACCAGAUGAUCGCCGGGUCGAUCCGCAUGGUCUACGCCAUCAUCUACUCGCUGUUUCUCGGGUACGGGAUCACGGUGGGGACGACCAUCUACGGGGCUGAUGGACGGGUCGGCCGUGUCGGAUAUCACGUGCCCCAAGAUCGGGGCGUUCAAGAACCCCGGUUCCCGUUCGUGGCGCUCAUGUCGCUGUGGCUGCUCAUCAUCAACCAGGGCAAGUUCAAGCAGCUUGCCGGUGAUGAUGUUCAUCGCGCUGUCCGGGUGGCCAACACGGUGGGCUCGUUCACCAUCGGCGUGCUGGGCAACCUGUACAGCCGGCUGUGGCGAGGCCAUGCGGCCACGGCGAUCUUGCCGGGGAUCUUCGUGCUGGUGCCGUCGGGGUUGGCGGCGACGGGGUCGCUGAUUACGGGUGUGCAAUCGGCCGACGAGAUCCGGCGCAACAUCACCAAGGGCGGCCAGACGUCGCAGCCAGGCGCGGGUCUGGCGACGAACACGUCCGUGUGGACGCUGGGGUUUGGGAUGGUGCAGGUGGCGAUUGGGAUUACGGUUGGGCUGUUCCUGGCGGCGUUGGUGGUGUAUCCAUAUGGCAAGCAACGGAGUGGGUUGUUCAGUUUUUGA